Messenger RNA from Lolium rigidum, 495 nucleotides. RefSeq names its product putative RING-H2 finger protein ATL69. The transcript has a single exon. The record is from RefSeq and is a predicted model, not a curated record. The coding region runs from base 1 to 495 and encodes 164 amino acids. NCBI's taxonomy places the organism in Eukaryota, Viridiplantae, Streptophyta, Magnoliopsida, Poales, Poaceae.
AUGGGCCCGGACGUCGCGUUCCAUCUGGAGAUCACCGCGGUGGUCGCGAUGGUACUGCUCAUCAUCGCCGUGGCCGUAAUCGCCUCGGGAGGCGGCGCCUGCGACGAAGGACCUAGCAACGGCGAUGCAGCAGUCGGCACCGUGCACGCCGCAGGCGACGUUGAGAGCGCCCUCGGUGGCGCGAUGCUCAUGACGUACAAGCAAGCGGCCACCGGCAAGGAGAAAGAAGAGGAGGAAGACGAGCGGUGCGCCAUCUGCCAGUCGGAGUACGCCGAACCCGGCGAGCUGGUGCGGGUGGUGCCAGCGUGCGGGCACUUCUUCCACGCCGAGUGCGGCGUCGAUGGUUGGCUCCGGGCGCAACGGACUUGCCCGCUAUGCCGCGGAGGGCUCUGGCCGCCGCCGCCGCCGAAAAUGAUACGGCCGCCAACGUCGCUGCCGAGGAUGACACGGCCGGAGUGCCCGCCGAUGCCGCCGCCGCGGAGGACGUCUCGUUGA